Molecule: messenger RNA, 1468 nt
Organism: Argentina anserina (silverweed cinquefoil)
Lineage: Eukaryota; Viridiplantae; Streptophyta; Magnoliopsida; Rosales; Rosaceae
Product: probable protein phosphatase 2C 24
Exons: 4
Coding region: 227-1420 (397 amino acids)
Biological process (GO): peptidyl-threonine dephosphorylation
Cellular component (GO): nucleus
Molecular function (GO): cation binding; protein serine/threonine phosphatase activity
Source: RefSeq, a predicted model, not a curated record
UCCAUCGCAGUUGCAGGACUUUGCCCUACGUAUAAAGCUGUAAUUCCGGGCCGCGCCGUGGGGCCCUCCUUAGAACGUCCCUUAUAUGUGUCACUCAUUAGCGCGCGAGCUCUCUCUUUUAUAUUGUUGCAAAUUUUCUCAGCAAAAGUUUUCGAAAUUUAAGCUGUUAGAGGUUUGAAUCCGGAAACAGAUAUAUAGGGGGAGCUCGAGUUUGAUCUGUUUUGAAAUGGCGGAGAUCAUCUGCGGGGUGGUGAGCGAGAACAGGUGCGAGAAGGGAAGCUCACGUGCUGCGAGGCGGAGGAGGAUGGAGAUCCAGCGGUUUAACUGCGUCUCCGGCGACAAGGUCCCGGCAGAGUCCGAAGAAAAUGCCGAUAAGCGGAAGAGGGUGGAGUUUUAUACGACUCGGGGCAGGGAGAACUGCUGUGACGGACAGAAGGUUGAUAUGGAGAAAGGUGACAGAGAAGAGGAGAUGACGGUUUCGAGCCUAGUGAUGUCCACCAAGUGUCCUACCACGUCAGCGUCUUUACCGGACGCGAAGUUCGGAAUGGCUUCCGUCUGUGGUAGACGACGAGAUAUGGAAGACGCCGUCACUAUCCGCCCCUCCUUCUGCCGCCCCGACCAAGAAUCCGUCACUGAUAUUCACUACUACGGCGUGUACGACGGCCAUGGCUGUUCUCAUGUGGCGAUUAAGUGUAGGGAGCGGUUUCAUGAGCUAGUGAAGGAGGAGAUAGAAAACGAAAAAGCUAAGCAAGAAUGGCAGGGCGCGAUGGAGCGGAGCUUCAUGCGAAUGGACAUGGAGGUGACUGCGUAUAUCCGAGGCGCGGUCGCAAGAGCAAACUGCCGUUGCGAGCUUCAAAUGCCGGAGUGCGAGGCUGUCGGAUCCACCGCCGUUGUCGCUAUUGUUACGUCGGAUAAGAUUAUCGUCGCCAACUGUGGUGAUUCCAGAGCCGUCCUCUGCCGUAACGGCAAGGCCGUACCUCUCUCCUCCGAUCAUAAGCCGGAUCGACCAGACGAGCUGAGUCGAAUCGAGGAGGCGGGCGGCCGGGUUAUAUACUGGGGCUGUCCACGGGUGUUCGGAGUCCUGGCCAUGUCGAGAGCCAUAGGUGACAACUAUUUGAAACCGUACGUGAGUUGUGAGCCGGAGGUGACGGUAACGGAUCGGACUUCGGAGGAUGACUGUCUGAUACUGGCGAGCGAUGGGCUCUGGGACGUGGUGUCAAACGACACGGCAUGUGGGGUGGCGUUAAUGUGCCUCAGAGGGAAAGCGCACGCACCGCCGAUGGAGAGUGAGAGUAAAGUGGUGGAGAACUCCGACAAGGCGUGUGCGGACGCGUCGACGCUGCUGACGAAGCUUGCGUUGGCGAGGCAGAGCACUGACAACGUGAGCGUGGUCGUGGUCAAUCUUAGGCGCAGCACCUAGUCCAUGUUUGCCUUUUUUUUUUUGUUCGGAAUUUAGGUUCGGGUUAGG